Perca flavescens (yellow perch) is the source of this 595-nucleotide messenger RNA. Its product is annotated as proline, histidine and glycine-rich protein 1-like. The transcript is spliced from 4 exons. The record is from RefSeq and is a predicted model, not a curated record. The coding region runs from base 47 to 535 and encodes 162 amino acids. NCBI's taxonomy places the organism in Eukaryota, Metazoa, Chordata, Actinopteri, Perciformes, Percidae.
CUUCAGCAGCUGGAGCCGACAACGGGUUUGGAUCUGGAUUUUUGAGAUGAACUGGAAUAAUGCAGGAAACCAGUUUCCCCCAGGUUAUCCUCAGCAAAUGCCAGGAGGAUACAAUCCUCAAUAUCCACCAGGCACUGUCCCAAACCAGCCCUGCCCUCCUCAGCCUUGGGGAGCACCCACUCAGCCGUAUGGUCCACCCUAUCUGCCACGUGGUCCAGCCCCUCAACCUGGGUACCGUCCUGUAGCCCCACCUUAUGGAGGGUAUGGACCUGGCCAUGGUCCUGGGCAGGGACAUGGGCACAUGCAUGGACAUCAUGGGCAUCAUCAUGGUCAUCAUCAUGGACACCAUGGACAUCAUCAUGGUCAUCAUCAUGGACAUGGAAUUGGAGGUGGACUGCUCGGAAACCUGCUUGAACAGGUCAGGCAUGGUCGUCGCCACAAACACAAGCAUGGUCACAUGCACGGUCGUUGCCACAAGAAAGGAAACGCGUGUCACGGGUACUCCAGCAGCUCCUGCAGCAGCGACUCGGACUAGAUGAAGAUGAAGGAAACAAGACAAGUUGCCACCGGGAAUCCUUCACCCUGCUACCUUACA